AUGAUAUAUGAGGGUAUGAAAUUCAUACAAUUUGAAUCAUGGGAAAGAAAAGAAAAUCUACAAAGUAUAAAGCCUUCAUACGAUGACUUCAUGUGCUGCGUCAACGCUUAUCAGCAUCAUUGUUGUGGGAAAUUGAAAAUAAUUUUGACUUCAACUUCUCCACGUUUUAAUCUUCACCUCAUCCGCAAUCAUUUGGAAACAGAACAUGGCUCUGUGACUUGUACACAAACAUGCUUAACGACUGCUUCUUGUGGGUUAAUGAAACGACUUCAAGCGCCAUUAACAUCUGUUGCUAAUGGUUUUUUGUUCUUCAAGCGAGCUUAA
Clunio marinus is the source of this 324-nucleotide messenger RNA. Lineage: Eukaryota; Metazoa; Arthropoda; Insecta; Diptera; Chironomidae. The record is from the annotation of a GenBank genome assembly.